Molecule: messenger RNA, 915 nt
Organism: Symbiodinium pilosum
Lineage: Eukaryota; Dinophyceae; Suessiales; Symbiodiniaceae
Source: the annotation of a GenBank genome assembly
AUGUUUGGCUGGUUCCGCAGCACGGGCGAGCUGAUAUGGGAGAACAUCCUCUCGUCAGCGGAGCUGUUUGAGCGAAGCAUUCUCGUCAGCGACUGUAAGCCGGAGCAUUCGUAUGAAGUCUGGCACGACAACGCUUGCGACAUCCGCUGGACUCAUGCCAUCUUGCUGUAUCACUGGCUUGCGCAGACUGACACCACUGCACAGCAGCCCAUGUACCAGAAGAAGGCGCAACAACUCUUAGAGGGCAUCAAGCGCGUGAAGAAGUACGAGCCUGUCAGUGCUGGUUGGACAUCUCCAGGGCACGUGAACUUCAACUCGAUCAUCUUUGCCGGGAAGCCCUCCAGGCCCAUAUGGGACACCAAGGAGCUGCCCAUAGGCAAAUGGCUGGAAGACAACCACCACAUUUUCAAGGCGGAGCUACAGGCGAUAUUGAACGAGCCGGGCGACGUCUUUGAGCAGCUCAUGAAGAUCGACCCGUCAAGAGAACACCUCGCGACACCUGGUGGUUGGGACACGCUGCGCAUUGUCCGCUACCACAAUUGGUUCGAGGUGUUCUGCCAGCUGGCUCCCAUGACUUGCGAGCUUAUACGCUCGCGGCCAGAGAUCAACGACUGCAAGUUCAUGAACGUCAACUAUGUGCGAUUGAACCCUGGGACUCACUUGAAGCCGCACUACGGCAAUGGCCCACGGCUUUCUGCCCACCUGUCGGUGAUAGCCCCAGAGCCGAUGAAGGCAGGCUUAACGGUUGCUGACCAAAAGCGAUUAUGGGUUGAGGGUGAGGCCAUCCUUUUCGAUGACACCUACCCUCACAUGGUGAGCCACUGGGGCAAUCUGCCUCGCUAUGUCAUCCUGGUUUGGUUCUGCCAUCCUUGCGACACAGGGAACGCGCACCACCAGACAUGUCCCACAGUGUGA